AUGCUCUAUUCAGUGGAUCUCUCAGGCAACCACGUUUCAGCUGCAAACAUGAGCUCACUUUCAGAUCCUUCAAUGGCAUUGAGUUACUUGAACUUGUCAGGCUGUGGCAUAAGAGAGUUUCCGGGGUUUAUAAGAAACCGACAACAUGUGAGCCGAUUAGACCUUUCAAACAACAUAAUCAAAGAUCAAGUGCCAGGUUGGUUAUGGAGUCUACCAGAGUUGGAGAUGGUGGAUCUUUCCAACAACAGUUUCACCGGUUUCGGUAGCUUCACAAGAGAUUUCUCAGGAGCUCAGAUAGAUAUUCUUGAUCUGAGCAAUAACAACUUCUCCGGAGAAAUCCCCAUAUCAAUAUGUGGUAUGAUCUUAUUAGAAGUCUUAGACUUAUCAAACAACAACUUCAAAGGAUCAGUUCCACAGUGCUUCAACAUCAUCAUCAAGAAGUCUCUUUCAGUUUUAAACCUUGGUAAUAAUCACCUCAGUGGAAAACUACCAGAGAUAUUUAUCAAAUGCAGCAAUCUAAGGUCACUUAACGUUGGUCACAACCAAUUAGUGGGAAAACUUCCAAGAUCUCUGUCUGAUUGCUCACCUUUGGAGGUUCUAAACCUGGAACACAAUGGAAUCAAGGACGCUUUUCCGUUCUGGUUGGAAUCUUUGCGAAAGUUACAAGUACUAGUCCUCCUCUCUAAUGAGUUUCAUGGGUCAUUACAAUAUCAUCCAAAGGUUGCUUCUUGGUUUCCUCAGCUACGAAUCAUCGACAUAUCACACAAUGCCUUCACCGGAACCUUACCAUCUAAUUUCUUCAUGUAUUGGAGCGCAAUGUCCUCGACCAAAGACCGUUCUGAGUUGAAGUACAUUGGAGAUAACACCUAUUACCAAGACUCAUUUGUUCUAAUGAACAAAGGAGUAGAAAUGAACUACACAAGAAUCCUCACACUCUUAACCGCCAUUGAUUUUUCUGGAAAUAGACUCAAAGGCAAGAUCCCUGAAUCCAUUGGUCUACUAAAGAAUCUUAUCGUUCUCAAUCUAUCAAACAACGGUUUCAAUGGCACCAUACCUUCAUCUAUGGCGAAUCUGACCGAGCUCGAGUCACUAGACUUAUGCAUAACAAGCUUUCAGGGCAAAUCCCACCUACUCUCGGAGCCCUCACGAGUCUCUCGAACAUGA
Molecule: messenger RNA, 1164 nt
Organism: Arabis nemorensis
Lineage: Eukaryota; Viridiplantae; Streptophyta; Magnoliopsida; Brassicales; Brassicaceae
Source: the annotation of a GenBank genome assembly